CACAAUGGACAUAUUCCGAAUCCUAUUGGCAUCACACCACAUGCACUUGCCUAUAAAUUGGUAUGUAUUGAGAUAUCUCGACAGUUCUUCAGGGAGCAAUCCUAACUGCGCAAAAUUCCGCUUCGUCAGAUUUUCUAUUGACAGAAGAAUCUUAAUCUCCAGAGUUCACAACUUUGUCAUAAGCAGAGGUAACUGCAGGUUUCCAUAUCAAAUCAUGUCAAGAACAAUUACCUUCAGCGGGUUAAACUGGACUGUCAGGGACACUUCAAGUACAACGCAGGGACCCGGGAGCAACUGGUGGUCAAACAGCACCAGCAAUGUCUGGGUCGACUCAAAUGGUUGGCUGCAUCUCAAGAUAACUAAGGUCGGGACCAAAUGGCUCUGCCCAGAAGUAUAUACUACAGGAAACUACAAGUACGGGACAUUCAACUGGAAGAUUGAAGGACCUGUGACAUCUCCUAACGGCAGUUUCGAUAAGAAUGUGGUGCUUGGACUUUUCACGUACCCGGCGGCAGGUGGAGAUGGAACCAAUGAGAUUGACGUCGAGCUUGCUCGAUGGGGCAACGGAAGUUAUCCAAAUUUGAACUUCACGAGCUACCCAAAUACGCUCCUUUCUGAUUUCAAGAACCACACGAAGACGACGGAAAUGGCUCUUAAUGGGAACUAUACAUCCCAUCAGUUUCAGUGGCGAAACAAUAAUGUAAGCUGGGUAAGCAGGCAUGGACACUCUGCCACUGGUGAUAUCAUUCUCUCCGAUUCUUACAAUGGUGAUGGUAAUAGCCAGCGUCUUCCACAGCAAAACUGUAAAGUACACAUGAACCUCUGGCUCUUCGAAGGUCUCGCUCCUACUGAUGGAGUACAAGUGGAGUUCGUCAUCCACAGCUUCACAUACACAUCUUAGAACUCGAGUGGCAGAUGACAGGGUUAAUGCCACUUUCAAAUAAACUUACGCAUAAAACCACUUUCUGGGUUCCGAGACCUAGGUUUCAAGAACUCAAAGCAGGUUGCUGCUACUACUGCUUCUGCUAGAGACGUGGAGACUGCACAGGGCUCCGUUGUCGACCUUGAGAUUCCACAUCUGCACACAACAGUUUUUUUGUUUUUGUAACAUCCUGUUUCAUGAAUAAAUUUGAUUUUAUCAAUUCAACUGAUGGUC
Marchantia polymorpha subsp. ruderalis is the source of this 1156-nucleotide messenger RNA. The record is from the annotation of a GenBank genome assembly. Lineage: Eukaryota; Viridiplantae; Streptophyta; Marchantiopsida; Marchantiales; Marchantiaceae.